Messenger RNA from Rhodamnia argentea, 1989 nucleotides. RefSeq lists its product as uncharacterized. The record is from RefSeq and is a predicted model, not a curated record. The coding region runs from base 215 to 1744 and encodes 509 amino acids. The transcript has 8 exons. Gene Ontology annotation, molecular function: zinc ion binding. Lineage: Eukaryota; Viridiplantae; Streptophyta; Magnoliopsida; Myrtales; Myrtaceae.
GUCUCUCCACUCCACUCCACCACCUUUUGCCAUAAAUUGCGACCCUUCACUUACAAGGCAUCGCAUUUACAUCCUCUGCUCCUCCUCCUCCUCCUCCUCCUUCCCCCGUCUUUCCAUUACUCCUCCCUCCUUUUCCUGCUUUACCCUUUUCCUCUCUCUCUCUCUCUUCUUGUUUGAUCGGAGCUACGCUGAGGGGAGCUUGGGACGCAUAACGAUGGAAGCUCCUGACAAGGCCGCAGAGAAAGCAGAGGCCGAUUCUGUUUCGCGUGAAGCGACUGUUGUUCUGCCGCCGACGGUCGAUAAUGCCGUGAGAGUAACUGAACAAGCCCCACAAGUUCGUCACUGGAGGCGACCAAACCUCUUCCUCGACAUACCCCCGCGAAAGGAGGUAUCUUCUCGAGAUGCCCUUGGGAUAGCAAUGCCGAUAACGCCGAGCCCCACGCCCAAGAGAGUGAAUUUCCUCUUGACACCGAAUUCUGGUCCUAGCAAAGCAAGAGUUAAUGAAUCACCGGGUUCUUCUUCGUCCAGAAGCAGAUCGCCUUUCAAGAGUCUUUUACCAAGAUUAAGCUUCUUGUAUCGGAGUCCCUCCGGUGAUGUUGAGAAAGCAGCCAACACGGUAGAAGGAGGGUCGCCAAAAGUUUCGCAAGAAAAGGCUUCGAUCUCGAGGUCGUUGUCCCUUACGAAGAUAUUCACUCCACGAAUGAGGAGAACUUCGUCCCUGCCAGUUACUCCAGUCACUAAUUCAAAUCAAGAAUCUACGCAAGAUCAAAUGGCCUGUGGUGCUCCACAUCCAAAUAGAAAAGGAUCGCAGAAACAGAUAUCUCGAUCUCUCUCAGUCCCUCUCAACAAAGAAAGAAGCAUUGGAAGGAUGGAUUCUUUCUUCCGCGUAAUACCUUCCACUCCUCGUGUAAUAGAAGGACAUGCUGCAUCCAAUAUGUCAAGCAAUCCUGAAAAUGAUGCUGAUGGCGAAGACAUACCGGAGGAAGAGGCCGUCUGUAGAAUUUGUCUGGUCGAGUUAUGUGAAGGAGGUGAGACCCUUAAGAUGGAAUGCAGCUGCAAAGGUGAAAUGGCUCUCGCUCACAAAGAAUGCGCCAUCAAAUGGUUUAGCAUCAAAGGUAACAAAACCUGCGAUGUGUGCAAAAAAGAAGUUCAGAAUCUGCCGGUCACCCUGCUACGUAUUCAAAGUUCCCGAACUUGGAAUACCGGAGCAAGUGGAGUUCAGCCGUUGGAUCUCAAUGGAUACCAGAUGUGGCAGGAAGUUCCCGUGCUCAUCAUCGUCAGCAUGCUUGCCUACUUUUGUUUCCUUGAGCAGCUAUUGGUUGGAAAAAUGGGUACCGGUGCAAUUGCGAUAUCGCUGCCAUUUUCCUGUGUCUUGGGUCUUCUGGCAUCCAUGACUUCGUCGACUAUGGUGAGAAGCAGAUAUGUUUGGAUUUAUGCAUCGGUACAGUUCGCCCUGGUGGUUCUCUUUGCUCACGUUUUUUACUCCUUGAUUCGGCUGCAAGCAGUCUUAGCGGUCCUCUUUGCGACGUUUGCCGGUUUUGGGAUCGCGAUGAGCGUGAGCUCCAUCGUCGUGGAGUUCCUGAGGUGGAGAAGAAGACGGGACGCUCCGUCGGUGCAGUCGCACGUUCCGCAACCGAUUGCUCGGCCUGGUCGAUACCCCAGGACCAUGAUUCCGCCGCUGUUAGGCCCUCUUUACAGCCAUCAUACCGAAUUAAACAGUCCGGGGACACAUCAAUGGAGUUGAAGCGACAAGUAACAACCGAUGCAGCAAAAGAUUACGCCGACUCCGAGUCAGAUUCUCCCCGCAACCUUUGUCGCAUGCGCGACACGGAAUCAUUUCGUUUCCCGAACGAUGCACGCCGUGCACGAUUCACACAUGCAAAUGCAGAAUCAAGAAUGCGUUCGUCUCUGUUGCUGGCAGCAAAGCUUCUGCAGCUUCCCAUGAGAGGACUAAUCGCAAUUGUCUGCAGAUUUGUUUGGGUGGAUUGG